UAUCUACAGGUCAGAAAAAAGUCAUGGUGCAAUACUUAUGGAUCGUAAGCUUUGUGGUAGGACUUUUGCUCUCUUUGGCUCCUCUUGGGGACUCCCUUGCACUUGUCAAUGGAGGCAUGGUGACUCUUACACACAAUGAUGAUACUUUCAGGAGUGGUCAGGGACUUCAAGACAAGACGUCCAAGAUGGUUGAUGGCACUGGAAACAUUUGGCUUAGAGGAAGGAAGAUGGGCAUGAAGAAGGUGAAUAAAGCCAAAGACACUGUGAAAACAGGUGCAAACUAUUCUGUUGGAAAAUGUGGCUAUGGAGGAGAGAGGGUAGGGUGCAAACCGAAUAAUAGAGGUCUCGCUAAAAGAAUCCAUUUUGGCCUUGUACCUUUCAAUUCGGAUUACCGCAGACCCGUAAGACAUCCCCCAAAGAACAACUAAAGAAAGGGCUCCUAAAACUAUUUUGAGGUUCCUGUCUCGUGUGAUGAUAAGGGAGAACCUGUACGUUCUAGUGUCUCAGUAUGCUCUAAGAUUCUGAUGUUUAUGGGUGUUCAUGUAGAACAAUGGAUCUCAGCUAUUAUGUUAGGUAGGACUCAAAUUAUAGUUUUUAUUUACCAAGUCUAACAAUGUAAGAUUUACAUCAACUGUUCUUUUUGUGCAAAGAAUUUGAGUACUAUUUUUCAGGCA
Molecule: messenger RNA, 674 nt
Organism: Elaeis guineensis (African oil palm)
Lineage: Eukaryota; Viridiplantae; Streptophyta; Magnoliopsida; Arecales; Arecaceae
Biological process (GO): regulation of root meristem growth
Molecular function (GO): growth factor activity
Source: RefSeq, a predicted model, not a curated record